Molecule: messenger RNA, 2855 nt
Organism: Pleuronectes platessa (European plaice)
Lineage: Eukaryota; Metazoa; Chordata; Actinopteri; Pleuronectiformes; Pleuronectidae
Product: cilia- and flagella-associated protein 251
Exons: 3
Coding region: 323-1162 (279 amino acids)
Source: RefSeq, a predicted model, not a curated record
UUCAUUCAGAUGUUUUUAUCUUUAUACCAGUCAGUCCUGUGGUGCAGUGUCUCGCCUCUGCCGCAGGGGGCGCUCUAAGAACACACGCAGUGAUGCUGUGCAGUGAAGAAGAAGAGGAGUCAGGAGCCAUAAUAAACAGUCUUGAUAACAGGAGGAGGAUCCGGUGUCCCGUCGUGUUGUGACGUGUCUCCGCAGGGACGUCCGGGCGCUGGCUGCUAGCUCCUAGCUGCUAGCUGCUAGCUGUUAGCGGCUCCAGGAGCGUGUUUCCUCCCGGUUCCUCUCACAUGUCCCCGGUCUCCGGUCUCCGGUCUCGCCCGCAGACAUGGAGAGUUUGUACAAGAGGAAAAUGUUCGCGUCGAUGCGGAAAACCAAAGUGGACGCGUCGAAGAAGCGUCAGAUCGGCCUGCCCGCCUCCAUCCUGGACGACAGUGACGAAGGCUCCUUCUCCUCCGCCUCCUCCUCCUCCUGCUCCUCCGGAUCCGAGUCCGACUUCCAGAGCUCCCCAGAGGAGGGCAGCGAGCAGAGCCGCCGGGACCGGAGCGAGUCCGGGGCGAGCUCCAGCGACCACAGCCGCUCAGUGACCCGCAGGAAGCGCUCGUUCCUGGGAGGCGACGACAGCUCCUCGUCCUCCAGCCCCGAGGAGGAGGAGGAGCAGAAGAAGAAGAAGGAGGACAGGAGCCAGCCGAAGAGGACGGUGCAGCCCAGGAAGAGGAGCAGGCUGCAGCGGCAGGACGAGUCCGACUCCGACCAUGUGGAGGAGAAGCGGAGAGUGGAGGAGAAGCGGAGAGAGGAGGAGAAGGUGAGAGAGGAGGAGAAGCUGAAGAGGAGGCAGAGACACAACAAGCUGCUGGCGCUGUCCCGGAGGGUGAAGGCCCGGGUCCCCAACCGGAGGAGGACCCGUGUGAAGCAGGGUGACACUGAUGAAGACGAGGAUGAGUCCCCUGGUGAUGAACAUCAGGACGGAGGAGAAAACAGCAGCAAGAAAGAGUUGACAGGAGGUAAAGAAGGAGGCAGGGAGGAGAAGAAGAGGAAACGGGAAGAACAGCAGGAUGAGAACGAGGAGGAAGAAGAGGAAGAACAGCAGGAUGAGAACGAGGAGGAAGAAGAGGAAGAACAGCAGGAUGAGAACGAGGAAGAGGAGGAGAACAAGGGAAAGAAGUAGAUCCACAGAGUCCUGGAGAAAGAAAGAGUUUGAAUGUGAAGGACUCAGAAACUGUAGUGAUCUGAAAAUGGAUCAUAAUUCUUUUUUUCUUCCUCAGAAUGUCGGAGCACUAAGAAUUGUUGUUUUAUGGUCAUAGCUUGUUCCUAUAGCCACGGACACGGGAUCUGAUUAGCUCAGUGGACGAUGAAGAGGAGACGCUCUUCAUCUCUGAUCUACUGACACAUGUCCAGCCAGAACUUUUUAACUUAAAGCAACGUGAUGUAACAGUUACUGAGCCACAGCGCCCCCUGCAGCCAUACAUGCUUCACUCUGUCUCUGAUGUCUCAUGUAAGAAGUCUCAGUGUGUUGACUCGGAGUCGUCCCACUGAACUGAACCCCCGCUGCACACUGGUUUCACUGGUUUCACUGGUUUCACCCACCACUCCCCAUCUCCUCCUGCUGACUUUUCUUUUACUGAUGAAGAGAAAGUCGUUAAUAGACUGUUUCCGUGACAACAAAAGGAGAGACAUCAAACAAGUCCCAGAGUGCAUUGCAGAACAAAACGUCCAAUCAGAAAGCUUUGCAGCUCUGAUGUCACAGGCUGCAGAUGGACAGUGGCCGCUGAGGCUUGUGGGAGCUGUAGUAUUCAGAGACAGUCAAUCUACCCAGAGUUCAGAUGCUGCUCAGUUUUCUUUUCUUCAUUUGAACGACAGAUUGAAUUGAGCGGUUUCCUGCUGCUGGGUCACAUCAGCAGAGGAUUCAAACCCUCUGAUCAACACGUCAUCUUGUACACUCGCCUUUCCUCCAUGAUAGUUUAAAACCAGCAGAGUGUCUGUGUGUUUCAGGAGCUUUGUCCAUCGCUGCUUUAAGUUAUAUGAAUGAGAAUGAAGUGGAUAUGUUUUGGACUGUUGGUCUAAGACAAAGAUAUUCUGACAUUUCAUAUUCUAGAAGAUUAAUAUAAACAUAUUGGAUGUGUCUGAGAUACUAAAACUCUACAGGAGUUUGACCUCAGCUCAAACCUUUGUAAAAUUGUGUGUUGUAAAGAAAAAGAAUGAAGACCUGCGAUGUGGUUGAAAGAUCAACUGCAUUAAAGAGCAGAAAGAAAUAAUCUUUAGACCCAUAUUGAUCCAAAUCUCUCUUUUUAUCUUCAUCACUGAACACACACAGCUGAGAGGAACUAAACAAGACUCAGACUGUAAAAGAAACCAUACGAGUGCUUUUUUUAAUUAAAUUGGUCAAAGCGUUUUAGUGAAUGUUCGUUUGUCACAAGAACACAUUGUGUGUUCCUUGUGAAGUUCAACAUUCUCUUUGAACUCGUAUCAUUUCUUUUACGUUACAGUGACGCAUCAUGUGCUCAUGUACAAACUCACCCAAAGCUUGGUCUUUCUUCCCUCCCCUCUUUCCUGCUCCUCUUUAAUCUGACCUUCAUCCCUCCCUCCUCAGUCUGUAGCUGUUUCCCCAAGGGCGAGCUCACCAGGUCCUUAAAGAGCAGGAGGAAGCUGCAGGUUCCAGGGACUGAGCCUCAGGGCUUUGAAGACUCGCUGCAGUUUGUUUCACAGAAUCAUGAUGACUCGCGUAUGUAUCAUGGUUACAUAUCAGUGCUGUGUAUUUCCCAGUGUAUCCUGGACUUGUUACUGUGUAAUGCUCUUCAGACCAAACCUGCUCUGUUGAAAACAUCAGUUUUAUUAAUAAAGUUUCCUUCUUUAAAAGGUUA